This is a messenger RNA of Oncorhynchus keta (chum salmon), 9973 nucleotides long. Its product is annotated as AF4/FMR2 family member 2-like. Gene Ontology annotation, biological process: regulation of RNA splicing. Lineage: Eukaryota; Metazoa; Chordata; Actinopteri; Salmoniformes; Salmonidae. Gene Ontology annotation, cellular component: nucleus; nuclear speck. Gene Ontology annotation, molecular function: G-quadruplex RNA binding. The coding region runs from base 187 to 4197 and encodes 1336 amino acids. The record is from RefSeq and is a predicted model, not a curated record. The transcript is spliced from 22 exons.
GGCAGGGGAGGCAGUCGCGUUUUCCUGGCUGUGUGUGUACUGUAUGUCAGUUCGCCAGCUAGACCACCGUACAGUACAGUACAUCUAGUUACAGUUAGCAGAUCCACAUAGAAUUUAUGUAUGUAGACUGACGCAUACGUUGAGCAGGCACCGGUUCCUUCCUGAAUCAGACAACUGGGACCAACCAUGGACCUAUUCGAGUUUGACUUCUUUAGGGACUGGGAACUGGAGCAACAGUGUCAUUACGAGCAGGACCGCAGUGCGCUCAAGAAGAGGGAGUGGGAGCGGCGGACUCAGGAGGUGCAACAGGACGAAGAUCUCUUCUCCUCCGGGUUUAAUCUAUUCGGGGAGCCGUACAAGACAGAAGCAACCAGUCUAUCCACUUUGGGGGGGACCAACAACCUAAACAAGACCAACAAAGGUGAUGCCCUGGCCAACCGGGUACAGAACACUCUUGGGAACUACGAUGAGAUGAAGGAGCUCCUGACCAGCCACUCCAACCAGAGCCACCUGGUGGGGAUCCCCAAGAACUCUGUUCCCCAGACCCCUGGCCCCAGCUUCUUCACCGAGGGGGCCCAGAGGACAAGCAACAGGACGGGCACGGGGCACAAUACCACCUCCAUGCCCCCUCCGCCCUCCUCUUCAUCCCUGACCAGCUCCACCCGGCUGAGCGGCCAUCAGAGCUCCAAGAAGUCCCGCUCCUCCGACUGGUUGCAGGGAGCCCACUGCUCCAGCAGCACCAGCACCCAAGAGGUGGGGGGGCAGGUAGUGGGGGUACCAACCAGCAGCAGGGGGAAACACUUGUCUACCCAUGAGCAGCAGCAGCAACCCCAGAGACACGAGGAGCUGUUCAGCUCACAGGGCGACGUCGUGGGCCACAAGGGAGACUCCAGCAGCAGCCCCAACUCCUCCACCUCCAGGAGGCAUGGCGCUGGGCAGCAGCAGGCCCCUUCGGCGGCUGAGCAUGGCGGAUACAAGGACAGCAACAAUAUUGUUAAGUCUCCCUUGGAGCAGGAGCCGGGCUCCCACGGGUCCAGUUCCCCCGUGGCCUCCACCUCCCUGCUGCCCAGCGGCCUUUCCACGCCAACCUUCCCCCAGGGCCUGCAUGUCAAGCCAAGCGCCGUGCAGCAGCAGAAGCCCACAGCCUACGUUCGGCCCAUGGACGGCCAGGACCAGGUGCCCCUGGAUUCCCCGGAGCUCAAACCUCCUCUGGAAGUGGGGGACAUGGGCUACAGCAACCUAGCCUUUGGCAGCACCACCACCAGCUCCAAGAGCAAGCUGCCUAAGCUGACCCUGACACAGACUGGGGAGGUCAGCCUGUCCAGUGACUCCAGCUGUGUGGAGGAGAUUCUACGGGAGAUGACCCACUCCUGGCCUCCCCCCCUGACUGCCAUCCACACUCCAGGCAAAGCUGAGCAGACCAAGUUCCCUAUUCCCUCCAAGGAGUCACAACACUUACCCUCAGGAUACGCUGGACAAAAGCGGUGCAAUGUUCCCGGUAACAAGCCUGCAACCAAGUCUGUACCACAGAAGUCAAUGCUUGAGGAUGACCUGAAGAUCAGCAGUGACGAAGAGGACACUGAUCAACAGGCAGCAGAGAAGCCCAAGCCCAGAAGUACACCUCUUAGCAUCCCUGUGGCCACGUCUCGGACCACUGACCCGGGCCUCUCCAGCGGUGCCUCGGGCAGCUCCAGCGAAUCAGAGAGCAGCUCCGAGUCAGACUCCGAUAGCGAGAGCAGCUCCAGUGACAGCGAGUGUAACGGGGCCUCCCGGACCGCCACCCCAGAGCCUGAACCUCCAUCAACAAACAAAUGGCAGCUGGAUAAGUGGCUGAACAAAGUGACCCCAAACAACAAAGCGCUUAUCAAUACCCAGCCAGAGAGAGAGAGCCAUGGGCUCAGCAGCUCCCAGACUGACCACAGCCAACAGGCCCCUGAGGGCCAGGGCCCAGCCCCAGGGAAGAGCAAGCCUGGCCCCGCCGCCCUGCUGGCCCCGACAGACCCCAAGGAACGGGCCCUCCUCAGCCCCAUCAGAGAGAAGGCCAAGCCUAAGACUGGACCAAAAGUCUCAGAGGGCAAGGGUUCAAAGGUCAAAUCCCCAGCCAUGGUGGCGGUGGAGCCAGCCCCAGCCAGGCGCAGCUUGGGGAAGAAACAGCCGAAGAAAGUGGAGCGCUCGUCCAGCCUGGAGGAACACACCUCCUGGUCCAAGCCCAUCAACCCCACCAUCAGCACUACUUCCAAGGAGAAGGACCCUUCAUCCCUCCUGGAGCAGCCCAAGUCCAGGACCAAGAGCACCAGUGGGAAGACUGCCCCUAGGAAGGAGCCUCGCACCACCACUACAAUUACUCCAGCUCCUCCUCCCUUGGCCCCAGUCCUGGAAAAGAAGAAGCACAGGGGGCCCAGCAAGAUCAUCCCCAAGUCCAAGGAGUUCAUCGAGACGGAGUCUUCGUCAUCUGAGUGCCACUCUGAACCAGAGGAGCUGGUCAAGAUCCAUAACCAUCCCUGUCCAGGACCCAGCAGUCUGCAGACUCCCAAAGCAGCCAAGGACUGCAACAGCAAUAUCCUGACUGUCAGUAGCCUUACCAGCACCUGCAGCUCUUCCAUAUCCAUCCCAGACCCUGGGGCCAUGGACCUCCUAGGGGACCCCCUCUUCUCCUCCGUCCCCAUCGUCCAGAACAAACUGCUGUCCCCUCUCAGGGACUUUGAGGACAUCAAGUCACUGUGGGUGAAGAUCGAGCUGAGCUUCCUGUCUAAGAUUCCAGGGCAGGACCCCCCUGAGCCCCCUUCUGUGAAAGUUGAGCCCCGGGAACCACUUGAACCCAGCAUUAAGCACAGACGACAGUCCCCCGCCAGUCUUCAGUCUACCCCUGUUGAGAAACCACCUAGCAAGGCCAAGAGGAAACACAAGAUGGACCAUUGUGACGCUGUCGGCGGAAGCAAGAAGUUGCGGUUGGAGAAAGACUCCUUGCUUCUUCCCCCAUGCAUCUCACCGAUACACAACCACAAGAACGUUAGCACAAAAGAUUCUCUGAGGAAACAGCCCAGGAAGAGAGAGGAGAAGCGAGAGCUGCUGCCUCCCCUGCUUUCUCCGCUCUCCGACGAACCCCCUAUACGCCAGCGCAGGACCAGCGAGUGUUCCUCCUUCAGCCAGGAGGGCGGUGCUAGCAGCGCCGCCAGCACCUUAUUGCUACCCACCCUCAGCUGCUCUCUGCCCAACUUCUCCUCCUCAUCCUCCUCUUCCUCACACAAGCACCGCAGCAAAGGAGAGAGCAAAUCCUUCUCGCGUUCCAAGACAAGCAGUGAGGAAGAUACCCAUAGCAAGCCGUCUAGCAGUUUCCAUGGCAACGGUCAGUCCGAUUCUGACGUUUGGUCCAACCCGUCAUCUCUGUCCAUGGACCACAUGGAGCCUAGAAGGCCCAAGCUAACGUUCAAUAACACAGUUCACAACGCAGACUACUGCAUGCAAGAAGCCAAGAAACUAAAGCACAAAGCAGAUGCACUGAUGGAGAAGUUUGGCAAAGCCAUUAACUACGCUGAUGGGGCGCUGUCGUUCAUCGAGUGUGGCAACGCCAUGGAGCGGGAUCCGCUGGAGGCCAAGUCUCCAUACACUAUGUACUCUGAGACGGUUGAACUCAUCAGGUAUGCCAUGAGGUUAAAGAACUUUACAAGUCACUCAGCAACUGUAGCCGAGAAGAAAUUAGCUGUGUUGUGCAAUCGCUGUUUAUCCCUCCUGUACUUGAGAAUGUUCAAAUUGAAGAAGGACCAUGCAGUAAAGUAUUCCCGUUCCCUAAUGGAGUAUUUCAAGAAAAGUUCCCAAGCACCUUCGCCAUGGGGAGCCAAUGGAAAGAGCACAGGCACCCCGUCGCCCCUGUCUCUGAGUCCCUCCCCAGUUAGUUCGGUGAGCAGCAGUACGGGCCCUGGCCUUGUGGGCUCCUGUCCCUCCGGUGCCUCCAGCAACGUGGCCAUCCCCCAGCGCAUCCAUCAUAUGGCCGCUAGCCACGUCAACAUCACCAACAACAUCCUCCGCAGCUACGAGCACUGGGACACGGCAGAGAAGCUCGCCACAGAGAGCCAAGAGUUCUUUCAGGAGCUGGACUCGACGAUGGAACCAUUGAGCCAACACAGCAGCAUGACAGAACUGGUGCGCUACAUACGCCAAGGACUGCACUGGCUACGGAUAGAGGCCCACAUGUUAUAGUGCUGCUGGAACUAGAACUGAACUGUCUGCCACUGUAUGUCUGUCUGUCUGUCUCACACAUCCAUCACUACCUCUACCAGCCAGCAACCCCCAGCAACCCCCAGUCUCCAGCCAUCUGACUCCAGCCCCAAGGGCCCCCACCACACUCUGCCAGCCAGAAAGCCCCACUGACUGUCAACUCUUAGUGGUCAGAGGUCAUCAUGAUGAGGUCAUCAUCAGCUCUACUGCACAGUCUGUCUCUCUGUUCCCUCAAUACAAUGUUGACAUUUCUGUUGGCUGUGGAAAGAAAAUAGUGAAAUCCAAACCCCAAAGUGAAUGGAAGGACAGUCCCACCUAAGACCUGGGGAUUGUCUCCAAAGAAGUAUGGUGGUUGUUUUGGUUGUUUUCUGCCAGAUCGAGCCAUGUGAUUUCCCUGCAGUUGUUUUGAUCACCACUAAAGGUCCUCUCAGAACGCCUGGAGCGUUGUUCACAGUUCACACCUCCAUUCCAACAGGCAGAUUUCUCAUGAAGUUAUAAGUGGUAUCAACUAUUUUUAUUGUUUUGUUUUUGUCAAUGCCUUGAUGAACUGGCCGACAGAAGCCAGUUGGAAAAGUCUCUCUUUACUACUAUCUGAUAGUGGUGUUUAUUUAUGAUCCAUCAAACCUCAGUCUCACGUCAGAUAAUAAAUACAGCAACAGUUUGUCAAUGUCUACCCAUAAGUCCCAGUGGAACAACAAAUAAUUUGAAAUAAUUACAUGACUUGUUGCUCAUUGGAAAUGAACAACAAAUAAUCAAAUUCAAUCUGCCACCUCAAGCAAUUUCUCUAGUUGUGGGGGGAUUUGCAUAAUAAUUUAGUCAACUAAAGCAGAUCUGAUAACAACUGAUCUGGAUUGCGUCUUUUAGCCCUAGAGGUUGGUGGUAUCUAUGUGUUUUUUUGUUUUGUUGGGUUGAUGUCAUUUCUGUACCUACAGAAAUAAGAGGCCUGAUUUAUUCCAAAGCAGCACUGAUUUUCCAUGGGUCUAAGGGAACGGGGAAGACAAAGUGAUGCACCACAUGAGACUGUGUUUAAAUCCAUAUGAAUUGUGUAAUCACUGUUACAGCACCACCACAAACAGUGUACGCCACAAUGGGUCCAGUAACGCUACAGAGGACCUUUACAUUGUCUUUUCGAUGUCUACAAUAACUGCUGUGUUGUAUAUCGCAACUCUUUUGGUAUUAAAUGUUGGUUCAGUUGUGCAUGUCCACAGAGAGGUGUAGAGUUUUAAAGCAUUAUCCAUAGUAACACUUCUUACGUGUUAUGUGCAUAGUUGUACAUUUGAUCGUCCUAGAUUUAAACUUGGCUUGAUGGACAUACUGUAUGCCAUCUAUAUGAGAUACAGGCAGUUUUCCUAAGGAGGAAGUUUGAUGGUUGGUUUGUUGUUUGUUUUUAUUUGGAUGUGAUGUGAGAGAAUGAACUGAAGCGAAGUGUGUGUGUUGCACUGUGCAGAGAUGAUUUGGGGAUGGAUUCUCUAUUGCUGGGUGUCAAUUCCAAAUCGUUCUCUCUAUAGCACAGUCCAUACAGUGUGUUUCAGUAGACCAUAUCUCCAUGGCUAUGUGUGAAAUAUGAUUUUCACUAUGAUAAAACAAAGUGCCUCCGUAUCCGGUGAAAAUUAUUAAGAGUCUAUAUUGAAGAACAAGAAUGAAUCUAAAUGAUUUUUCCAUACCAUAUUGGUAUAUUAGAUUUUUUCAUAAAACCACAAUUUAUUCAUGUACUUUUUACUGGCAAGUAUGAUACCAAGUUUGGCUUUAAAAUUGCAAAUGUGUGACUUACAUGUAUCAAAUUUUUUAACUCAGUUACUGUUUAGAGGAUGCUGAACAGGAUGUUCAAAACCGCUUAAACAUGUAAAUGCUUAAUGUGACUUACUGUGAUCACCUAGAAUCAAUAGAUUAACACUCCAACCCAUUUACAGCAAUAGCUGGAUGAUAGCGCUAAUUGUGUUUAUUAUCUUGUUACUUAGAACAAGAGCAGAAUCAAGAGACAAAUGCACUUAAUUCACGUUCAGUGUUUCUGGCAUUUAGAAUGAUGUUUGGAGUUUUUAUCACUUGAUUUUAGGCCAAAUUAAAGUGUUUUGGAAUGUCACAAGAAAAGACUGAACAAAUUAUUGAUAAAACAAAAAUCACUUGAUGUUGAUCCAUUAACUGUCUUAUUUAGAUUUAAUGUCAUUCAGUGUUGUUUUAUGGAACAGUGUUGUAGCCUACAUGCUAUUGUAACCUCACAAACAGUGCUCAUUCAAUUCCAAAUCUAUUUUAAAGCUGUAGGAUGCCACACCAUAUGGUAAUAGCAAUAUCUACACCAGUCUUAAUGUAACUAAAUUAAUUGAGAAAUAUGAAAGCGAACCUAACAACUUAAACUUUCUUUGUACUGUAUCUGAAGUGCAUUUUUUCAUUUAGCCUUUUGCAACAACUUGUGAUAAUAAUCUCAUAAAUAUCAGUCAAUGUUGAGUUGGAGGAAAAUGAAGCAUGUGCAUAAUUUUUUAUGCAAAUGAUCCCAUUUUCUCCUCCAGUCCAAAUUAGCCAACUGUCUUUGCCCCUAUGAGGGAAGCAGUUUGUACACUUCCAGUGGCUUUUCCCAGCUGUUCCUAUUCACGCUAGAGACAGGCCAUUCUGUCAGGGAAAUCUGUGGCCCUUUGGCAGCCAGUCAAAAGCACCAAGCAGCACUGGCUCUCUGUUCUCUCUGUCUUUCUCUCUCUCCCUCUCUCCCUCUCUCUCUCUCAUCCAUCAUCUGAUAUAAACAACCAGCUCCAUACUCAGCCCCAGUCUGGCACCGAAGAGGAGCAGCUAAUGUUUUGCAUUCAUUCCACAAUGAGGAAAGGCUGAAUCAAAUUGGCUUAUGCCUACCAGGGAGAACAGAAUCAGUUUUUGUUUUAAAUAUGCGGUUUUAUGUCUAAAACAAGGAAAUGGUGAAACGUUGAAUGAGGUGCCAUCUGGACUGGCAGUGUUUACAAGCCAAUUUAUGGUGUGACCUAGUCUUUUGUUUGGUAAAACCAGGUGAUGAUGAUAACAUAUCAGGAAGGAAUUACUCAUUAAAUGAGUCCCUAAUUGGCUUGUUUUUAUAUUGCUGCUACUAAUGUUGAUAUUUCCUAGAUAGAUUUAUGAAUACAGGGAGUUUCAUUUUAAAAUGAAUACUUCUAGAGAAUUUUAUUGAAAAUAGCAUACAAAUCUGUGACGCAUUGCAGAGUUAACAAAAAUAUGUAAACUAUACUAGCUAGAGUAGGUACAGUACGAAGUGCAGCUCACCUUCUGCGUCUUCUCAGUUUAAAGCCUGAACAGUAUUUAUUACAAUCAGGCACUACUUAAAAGCAGAAUCAAUAAGAGUUAUGCCCUCAUGCAGUGUUAAUGUUUUGCUAGGUUCACUGCAAUUAACUCCAAUGCAAACACAUCAGGCUCAUCUAAGGUAGAGACAAGGAAGGGAUGUCAGCACAAGUGGGAGUCAAAACCAACCAUUUCUGCUAUCAAACUCAUUGUUAUUAUUAUUAGUAUUAUACCUAGAAUAAAUCUGACAGACUAUCAACACAAUAUUAUUGUGUUACAAAUUGUUGUAUAUUUAUCAUGUUCUUCAUCAUAAUUUCUUCUUUUUUUUAAAACCUGCUUUUUUUUCCUGGAGUAAGUGAGUACAACACUAAGCCUUAUAGCUUGGCUGAAGUCUGUCAUUUUGGUGUUUUUGUUAUCUCUUGCUCAAUUGUUCCACUACAUUGAAAACAAGUAUUGGAAACAAUGAUUUCCAAUUAAAGGAAAAUUCCACACAAAAACUAUCUUUUGAUAUUUGUUUCAAUAGUACAUUGUUGUUAUAGUCCCAAAAGGUUUUGCUUGUCAGCAAUCACGUUUUUUAAAGAUAUAUAACUUUAGAAAUACAGUUUUACAGCCGGCGUAACGUGUUUUGCAUCACAUACUGCAAAACGCAGCAUCAUAUAAUGGAAAAGGUUUAUGGGUGGAGUUUUCCUUUAACAUUGUCCCAGCUGGAAGCAUUCGGAUCGCUCUGCAAAUGAAGCCCUGUAAAUAACACUUAGGGAACACAAUGCACUGCACCAUGUUAGUCAAUUAACGACCGUAUGACUCAAUGUUGAUUCAUAUUCAGUGAAUAUUGUGUCAUAUUUAAUAUGACUGAUACAACUUGGACCGGGUUCUCAUAACACAUGAACAUACCUAUUAGCGGAAUAAUUUAGUGUAAUUGGUUUGUAAUAUAAAUGGCUUGUGUCUGUGACAGCAAACCAUUGCCAGUCACUUGGUGUCACUAACAAUAGUGCAUGUUGACCUUCGGUCACCGGAAGUGGUGGUUAUGCAAAUUGAAGUCAACAGUUGGUAUAUGUAGCUUCAUUCGACUAUAUGUCAAACCCUUCAUUCAGCUUGUUGUUGUCUUAAAGCAGUAGCAGACAUGCGUUAGGGAAAAUGAAGAACAGUCAUCCAUAGAUCCCUUUGCUGUUUAUAUCUGUACAGAAUGAUGAGGUGCUUUAUGAUUUAUGUCCUCCGGUGUAAAGGAUUGUACCAUAUGGAAUAUAUAUUACUUAUUUUGACUGCCCAAAGCUGACAAAAAUGCAUUGGAAAUCCAUUGCCUUGAUAUGAGUGUAUUGCUGACCAGUGACAUCUUACCACCCACUAACCUAUGAUCUUUUGGUAGUCUGUCCUGUGUGACCUUGGCAUUUCAGUCAUUCCAAUGUCACCUGGAGUGUCAUUUCUCUGUAUCCUCCUCCACUUUGUUUUGCAAAGAGACACAACAAGAUUAUAUAAACUAAUGUACAGUUUCAGUCAACAACAGAAAAAAGGCAUUUACUUAUCAUGGCUGUGCUUCCUACUUGCUUAAAUAGAUGAACUACAAUUUACAGCCAUUUAUUAACCAAAUGGGAUACACAUUUGAAGAAAAAUCAUGUGCUUUUGAUACAAUUGUAUUUCUGAAAGUAUUAUUGAAAUUCUGUAACAUUGUGAUGUCGCAGAUGGACAAAUUUAUUGUGAAAAGUAGAGCGAUUUCCCAAAGAUCAGUUCCCUAUGUUCAAGCCUUAGAGAUAAAACUGCUCAAUUACUUUAAACAACAUGUUUUUCAGAUAUGGAACAAUUACUGUCAGUUCUGGAAACAUUUCAGUCAGAUCCAUUUUAACUGUGAAAUGCAGCAUUGUUACAUUAAUAUAAAUCCUUCACAGUGUUCUAAAAGCAAUGAAUUUAUAAAACAGUUAGCAAUGUGGAUGUCCAUAAAUUAGCCCAAUGACAUACUGUUCCUCAAGGCUCAAGCUUUACGUAAUACUUAAAUGCUACCUAUUCCCUAAACGAUGUACAAUGUUGGUCAGACAUCAGGGAAGAAAAGGGAUACCAUUCCAAGUAAAUAGCCUUUUCUCUCACUGACGUUUUGUCGACAGUUUAAAGAUGGACAAUGUUGUAUUUUCUCUCACUGACGUUUUGUCAACAGUUUAAAGAUGGACAAUGUUGUAAACAGAAAAUUCAAAGACAGAAGUUGUCUUAGUUCAGGCAUGCUGUAGUUUUUAGUUUGUUAUUUUUUUGUACAGAGCAGGGUAACUGUUAUGCUAUGGAUUUAUUAACGUAUAGUUGUAAGGAUUCAUUAAAAAUGCGUUAUGUAUCAAAGAAACUUCCUGCCUGGUUAGCUUUGUAUUUCAAAUGUGUUGCACAAGUUCUGCCAUUUUUUAUUAUUAUUUUUGCCUAUUGUAUUUUAUAAUAAAAUUGUUUUAUGUAAUGAUCAAACAUUUAAAUGAUAGUUAUGUUGUUUUUAAAUGUUUAAUGUCUGAAAAAAAUUGAAUAAAAAUGGUAUGAACCG